Dujonia railenensis is the source of this 534-nucleotide messenger RNA. The record is from the annotation of a GenBank genome assembly. Lineage: Eukaryota; Fungi; Ascomycota; Pichiomycetes; Serinales; Debaryomycetaceae.
AUGUAUAUUCCCUCAUCUACAUCAGACUUCAGCUCAGUGGUUGAAGACAUAUCGCUUCGUUCGUUUACUUCAAAUGUGGUAUCCACCGCUGAUUCAUUCAAAAGCUGGGACACCUGUAUGGCCAACCACACAUGUAAAAUUGUUGCAAUCGUUUUAAUCUGUGUAGCUGGUUUUGUUGCUUUGUGGUUUGUAAUGGCAGUUGUGUCGUGUUGUUGUAUGGGAAUGAAAAUUAUGGAAGGGUGUUGUUUCUGUUUCACUUGUUGUUGCCGCGGAGGUUCAAGAAAUCAAAAUUACCAACAACCCCAGUAUAUCGAAAAGCAGCAAACUGUAUACGACAAUCCAAAUAUGUACGGUCCCACACGAGCUCCUCAGAUGUAUAACAAUCCUCCUACUCCUGCACACUUUGCUAACCAACAUCAAGGAGCAUACGACGGAUACCAGCCCGUGAAUAAUGAUGUUUACGAGCCAAAUUCAAAUAUCCAUGUUUCGCCAUUUACUGACACAUCACACAAUGAUAGUAAGUAUAAAUAUUAG